AAUGACUGCAGAGUGUGAUUGGUGACUGUUCCAUUCCGCUGUAAAUUUUCGCUUCAUGGGACGGCAGCUUGACGUAAGCAUGGAAAAUGGAAAUACCAAUGAGCGUAGAGGCGAUAGAGGUCUAUAGCAUACAAUUCAACAGUUGUAAUGCAAGAUAGAGCGUAAAUCGUAUCGAUGAAAAGACAAAUGUAAUAAAUGGCGUAUAUAUACUUGAAAAACUUGCAAGCUAAUUCAUCGGUUUGCUAUUAAUUGAGGUUACUGAGAAAGGCUAUUAGCUCCUUGAAGUUUUUUCCAAAAAAGUUAUUCGUCUGCAUGAUUAGCCAGCUUUUGGAGGCUGAAAAUCUUGGGAAAAGAAAAAGAAGAAUUCAUCAGGAUGAUUGAUGUCACAAAUAAUGUAUUUGGCUUUGAGCUCUUUCAAAAACUCUAUUAUGAUGAUAUCCAUAAAAAGGAAGACGUAAUAAUUCUAUUCAUACAUUGGUACUUGACAAAAUCUGGAUUUAGAUGCAUUGGCAUAGGAGAUGAUGCAGCGUUUAAUGCAUCAGAAAAAGGUUCUGAAUUACUUCCAACAGAAUGGAAUUCACGUCCCAAUUAUUCACUACGUUAUGUAAAAGAUGAAAAAUUACAUGUACUUCUUGGAGUCAAAUCAGAUACAGAUUUAUUAUUGAAUUUGAUGAAGCACCAAGAUAAUUCUGUUUCUAACAUUUCGUUCCCUAUCGAGGAAACUGUAUCUGCAUUACAUGGACCUUUAGAGACUGUAAUACCAUCCUAUCAAACAAUUUUACAUAAUAUACAAAAAGAUUUUGUAAGUACUAUAUGCUCUAACGAAGCAGGGACCCAAACAACCGUACUAAAUAAUCCCGGAAGUUCCUCUGGAAGGAAUGAGGUUCCUCCCAUUGAUCCUUCAGCUGAUUCUCCAUUGAGGAUAUCCAGUAAUCGAGGAUUAAAUCGACCUGAAUAUGUGGGUAUAGGAAGUAGAGAUCUUAAUCCAUUUGGAGAAGGUGGAGGUAUGAUAUUCGAUCCAUUUGACACGAGGCGUCGUCAAAUUGGACGUUCACCGGGAGGUUUAGGAAUACCUGGAGUAUUGCCGCCAAAUGCGAUACCACCUGGUGCAAGAUUCGACCCUUUUGGUCCACCUGAAUUGGAUCCAAUGAGACCACAUCGUCGUAGACCCGAUGAUGACCAUUUACCUCCUCCACAAUAUGAUGAUAUGUUUUUGUAAUAAGUUACAAAAAAUUAAAUUUGAUGAAAAUGAAGGUAUACAAGUAUAGAUAGUUUCUUUAUAUAUUAAAUGUCUAUAAUAUUAUACCAUUUCGCUAAUAUAUUUCUUUUACAAUAUAUAUUAUUAUAUUGCAAAGAACCGUACAUGAAAGAUACAUAAGUAUUUCGUAUUUCUUUGGGGAUAAGAAUAAAGCCAAAAAAAUUUAUUUAUAUUCAAUAUACAUCAAGGUAUAAGAGUUAUUAUAAAACGUUUCUUUUUUCACAAAACAACUUCCAUUCCUUUUUAUUUCAUAAUUGAUGUUUACAAUGUAACAAAACGAUUUAAUUUAAUGUUUAAUUUAAUUAAAACUAAUUGUGUAAUGAUAUAGAGAUAGGAAAUUAUAUUGAAAAAUUAAACAGUAAUAUUUAUUUAUAAAUUGCGCUAACUCGUUAUUUUUUAUUUCUUGUUUAAUCAAUUUGUAGGGAGUGAUUGUUCUUAUUUUAUGUCGGUUCAAAAUAGAGGAUUUCUUUGCUAUCUAAAUUGUUCUUCCUUGAAAUAUUCACAUUAGACAUAUGAUUAAA
This is a messenger RNA of Acromyrmex echinatior (Panamanian leafcutter ant), 1779 nucleotides long. RefSeq names its product Proteasome inhibitor 31 kDa (gene PI31). Gene Ontology annotation, biological process: proteasome-mediated ubiquitin-dependent protein catabolic process. NCBI's taxonomy places the organism in Eukaryota, Metazoa, Arthropoda, Insecta, Hymenoptera, Formicidae. Gene Ontology annotation, molecular function: proteasome binding; endopeptidase inhibitor activity. The record is from RefSeq and is a predicted model, not a curated record.